AUGGUCAUUCAUAUGCAUCUAGGGGAUGAGACAAGUGUUGAGGUGGUAGAGUUGAAGAAGAGUCUGGGAGAGAAGGGAGUUAAAUUGGAGGGAUUAGAGAAAGAAAUUGAUGGGUUGAAGAGUGAGAAAGUUGAUAGUGAGAAGAAAGUGAAGGAGUUGGAAAGAAAAGUUGGGACUUUGGAAGUGAGGGAAUUGGAAGAGAAGAGUAAAAGCGUGAGAGUUGAAGAGGAAAUGAGGGGAAAAAUUGACGACAAAGAGAGGGAAAUUAGUGGGUGUAAGAAGAAAGUUAAUGUUUUGGAGUCUGAAUUGGAUAAGUGGAUAGUUGAGAAGAAGUCAGUGGAGGGAAGUUUGAAGGAAUCAGAGAGCAAAUCCAAGGAAAUGGAGGCCAAGAUUACUGAGUUGGAGAAAGAGAUUGAUGAGCCGAAGACGUGA
Pistacia vera is the source of this 432-nucleotide messenger RNA. Its product is annotated as peroxisomal and mitochondrial division factor 2-like. The transcript has 2 exons. Lineage: Eukaryota; Viridiplantae; Streptophyta; Magnoliopsida; Sapindales; Anacardiaceae. Bases 1 to 432 code for a protein of 143 amino acids. The record is from RefSeq and is a predicted model, not a curated record.